Selaginella moellendorffii is the source of this 2312-nucleotide messenger RNA. RefSeq lists its product as uncharacterized. The transcript has 5 exons. Gene Ontology annotation, molecular function: protein binding. NCBI's taxonomy places the organism in Eukaryota, Viridiplantae, Streptophyta, Lycopodiopsida, Selaginellales, Selaginellaceae. The coding region runs from base 318 to 2216 and encodes 632 amino acids. The record is from RefSeq and is a predicted model, not a curated record.
UUAGGGCUCGAGCAAGGCGCGUUUGGCUGUGGAAUGCCCGGUAAGGAGCGAUCUCGGUGCCGCUGCCGCAUUCUCGAACUGGAUUUACAUGUCUCGUCAGGGAGGAGGAGUCCGCCGUCUGGUGCUGCGCCUCAAAUCGCGUAGGCUGCUGUGCCUGCGCCGCGGCAGAUCUAGAUGCGCGCUUCUGGGCAGCGGUAGAAGGUCUUGGCGCUCUCAUGGUCACCUGAGAGAUUACUGCUCGCCGCGCUGGUCCAACGCACACGGUACCGCCGCCGCCACGGGAUUCUUCCUCUCCUUCUGAAGAUUUCUCUUGUGGGAUGGAGGUAGCGAAUUCUUCCCAGGAGGACUCUGUUCCUACAGAGCUCAUGGAUUUGCCAACCAGUCUCUUGGUGGACGUGCUGUCCAGGAUCUCCGACCCCGUUCACCUGGCCUCCAUCUUAUCGGCCUGUCGGCAAUUCAAGGCUCUGGUGGCCACGGUCUCGUGGGAGCUGCGGCUGGUGCCGGGGAUGCUCGAGGACAAGGAGCUCAAGUUUAGUCCUGGAGCGUGGCAGCGCGCGGCAGUGGCGAUGAUCCGAGCUCGGAUGCCACUCACGCGACUUUUGGAUCUGACUGGCUGCUCGAUCAUGGACGACGACGUUGCGUCUCUACUCGGCUAUCUCCGGAACCUGCAUUGCCUCAUUCUCGACAGCUGCCAGAAGUUGACUUCCUCUGUGAUAGAUGCCUUGGCAGUGUCGGUGAGAUCGGGACCGAGAGCUCUCAGCUUACAGCGAUGUUUUAGAAUUGGACCGACAGCGGCUGGAAACUUGCUGGCUGCCGCAGCCGCGGAUGGCUCUCGACUACGGUGUAUUCUUCUUAGUCACCUCGACAGAUUGGAACUUCCCAGGGAGUCUCCUCUCAUCGAGGAGGAACAUAUAUAUGAGCUCCCUCAUUCAUUUGGGAGUCUGGGAUCUGCUUUGAGAAUUCUGGCUCUACACAAUUGCGGUGGCCUUGGAACAUUUGAGCUGGCAGCGGUGGCCGCAACAUGUCCUUUGGUGGAGCUUAUGUUCUUGGGAGGAUCGGUCGAGGCCUUGGGGUUGUCUAGAGAAGAGAACCUCUCGGAGGAGAGAGUCUCUAUUGCUACGAUAACUCUUGUGGACUUUGCUCGUUCUCUUAAGAAGCUCCAAAUGCUGGAGCUCACCUUCUUUACACAGCCGGUUGUUCAUGCAGUGAGGGAGGAGCUUCUUAAUUUAAUACAAGUCUGGAACUUUUGUGAGGAACAAUCGGUCACGGCAGCUGUGUGGUUUUUGAGAGGAAGCAGUAUCAAGAGCCCGGACCUUCCAAUCUUAAGCAACUGGGAAGACAUUCGCGAGGACGUUGCUCUAGCACUCCGUGCCGCUGCAAACUGCUCGGAUAUCCGUCGCCGGACGCCUCUUCACUGGACGUCAUGCCAGGGCGAAGCUCACUCGGUAAAAUGCCUCAUCGACAUCGGUGCUGCACCUAGAGGGAUUUUGGACUCGUCAGGAGCUACACCGCUGUUCGUGGCUGCUGAGUUUGGCCACGCUCCAGUUUGCAAGCUCCUGCUAGAAGGUGGCGCUGAUAUGUUUGCAAAGAACCGCGGUGGAGAGAAUCCCAUCUACAUUGCCUCGCUCAAGGGCCACUGUGACGUGGUCGAAGUGAUGCUCGCCUUUUGUGCGACGCGGGGAUGGAACUGGCAAGACGUGAAACUAUAUGGUGAUGGAUGGACUCCUCUCAUGGCGGCAGCGGUGGCGGACAGGCAAGACGUUGGAAAAGCUCUUUUGCUGGCGAGCGGCUACAACUUUAGCAGAUCCUCGUCGAGUUCCUCCUCACCCGCCACAAAGCUUUUGGACGCGCAAAACAGGCAUGGUCAGACCGCAAUGCACAUAGCUGCGCGAAGAGCCUCGGUGUGGUUUGUCACCAAUCUUCUCGCAGCGGGGGCGUCCGUGGAGAUCCCGGAUGAGUAUGGACACCGAGCACUGGACGUGGCGGUUUAUUAUUGUCACCACUCGGUCGUAGAGAUUCUCAGACAGUGGGAAGAUCAGCACAGUACUAGCGGCGGCGGCGGCGGCGGUGGCGGUGGAGGUGGCGGUGGUGGAAGCGGCGCUAGACGAAGGCUUGGAGCAGCUAAAGCCACUGCCUCGAAGCCCCAAACAAAAAUUUGGAGGGCCAAGCAACAGCACCACCACCAAGAACAAGAACACGGUAGAAAUCAUGUAUAGAUUGGAAUCAUGAAAACGUGAGAGAGCCACAGGCUCGGCCACGCGAGGAGAGCCACUGCUUCCAACAUUCUGGGACGAUUAAGAGCUUGUUGGUGA